This is a messenger RNA of Anguilla rostrata (American eel), 3138 nucleotides long. RefSeq names its product C-type lectin domain family 6 member A-like. Bases 134 to 838 code for a protein of 234 amino acids. The record is from RefSeq and is a predicted model, not a curated record. The transcript is spliced from 6 exons. Lineage: Eukaryota; Metazoa; Chordata; Actinopteri; Anguilliformes; Anguillidae.
UGGGUGUCAAGCUCUGAUCAGCUUCCUGGUCUCUCAAUGCGAUUUCCUCUCUCUGCUCAAGUAGCUCAGACCACAGUGACACAAAAUAUAUAAAAAGAAAUACCGGAUAGAGCACUAGCAGCAGUUGUCAGAAAUGGCAGCAUUGGUCUCCAAAGAUUCAGAGGGUAUAUACACUGCCCUGGCCUGUCCAGACCAAGAUGUGUACAGCACACUGGGCCAGACCUCACUCAACAGCCCAGGAGCUCAGCACAAAGAGCACAGUGGGCAAAGCUCAUAUCCCUACAGACGGGUUGCAGUGAGUCUGGGGCUGCUGUGUGCUCUCUUAUUGGCUGCCACAGUAGUCCUGUGUGUCCUCUAUACAAGUCUAUCAGAGAACUAUUCAAAGGAGGAGAAGCUCAGAAGCAAUUGCAGCACCAUGAAUACAGAGAAAGUCCAGCUACAGAGCAGUGUGCCUAACCCCUGUCCACAGGGCUGGGCACAGUUCUCUUCGAAGUGUUACUACUUCUCUAAUGAGGCGAAGACCUGGACAGACAGUCACAGUGACUGCGUUAAAAGGGGAGCUGACCUGGUGAUUAUAGAGAGUGAAGAGGAACAGCGGUUCAUCAACAAACAAAUAAAAAACUUUACCUGGAUUGGACUGAGUUACUCAGCAGCUAAGGGUAACUGGCUCUGGGUGAAUGGAACCCCUCUGCAGAAAGGAUUCUGGAGGAGUGGAGAGCCAGAUGUUGAUAAUGGAUUUGAUUGUGCCCUGUUUAUCCCUAAUGUGAAUGCAUGGGAUGCGUUUUUCUGUUCUAAUAAGAAUAAUUUCAUCUGUGAGACUAAUGCUGUACUCCCCUAAACCAUUUUUUAUCAUUGUAUGUUUUUGGUUCUCUCAUCUUGUGAGAGGCCGUUGACCAUGCCAGCUGUGACAGUCAAACACAGGACCAAUAAGCAGACCACAAUGUUACCGUAUUUGUUGGGAAUAUAUGGAAUAUACAUACUGCUGUCUUUACUAGAAAUGUAUCUGUGAGACUAAGCUUUGUUAAAUGCAUUGAAAUGACUACAUGCAGAGUAGAUUUAAGCUAUUACAUUAUUGGUUCUAUGGACAUACUAUACGUAUAAAAAAUCAAAAACCAUACAUUUGAAAUGGUCCUCAUCUUGCUGUUGUGAUACUGUAAAUUUAAAUUGAAAUCGAGAACAGCAGUCACUGCUAAAAAAGCAAAUGUGUUCAUUGGGCCUCAUUUAUCAAUAAUUUCGUAAAUAUGCACAUAAGUUUCCCCGUAAAAUUAUACAAACUAACAACUGCCGCCGCAUUUAUCAAACGUUCGGAGGCACUUAGUUUCAAUCGUAUCCCCGUGCGUAUGUUGAUAAAUCCCAAUCAGUCGUAAAUUGGAAGCGCGUUCACGGUCGCCUCAUUGUAGCGCACCUCACGCGGUGACAGGGGGUCGGCCAGUGGGGUCAUCAACCACUGCUUCAGCGGGUAACCCAUGUGUUGGAAUGGCAUAAGAUCUUCUUGUUUGCCUCGUUAAGUCUGGCUCUAAGAUGUUGCACAGUCUCAAUUUAGAAGGGUUCUAGGGAAUCGGAACCGACUCAUGAGCCACUCGUCAUCCUCGGCAAAAAAGUCACACCGGUCCCUGAAAAUGCGAUCUCGCCGAAGUGCUCUCGCCAAAUCCUCUAAUAGUGCAAGGUCCGCCAUUGCAAGCUUGGACUUAACAGCAUUUUGGCCAUUUAAAUAGUAUUUCUCAUCAAGUAUCUAAAAAAUAUAAAACUGCAAUUAUGAAAUCAUAACUCUUUGUAAUGUUAUUACUCAUUUCAAACAUUUUUGUUUUACUUAAUUAAAAUAGUAUUCGCAACCAAUUUAUGUUAGUUUCUUUAUAAUUUAUCUUUCUUUAUGAUAUUUCAAUAUUUCAUGACAAAAUACGUAGACAAAGAAGCCCAUUUAAUGACCAAUUUCAUCAAUAAAAGUGAAAAAUUCAAGUUAAAAGACGAACUGCGGAGUUUACACACACUCUGCGUGUGGUCUCAGGUUUUCGUAAAUUUCCUUUGCACGUCCGAACAAGUUGGACUCCCGAAAACUUUGAUAAAUCCCAGUUUUCAUGUGUAAAUGUUGGUACGAAGGAAUUACGAGAAAUUUUGUUCGUAUGUUGCUUGAUAAAUGAGGCCCAUUGUGUGAAAGUAUGAGCUAAUAGAAAGAGCUCUCAGUACCUACUUACUCACUAUCUCAUAAAGGCUCUCCAAACAGAGGCUGUGUCCUAAAGACAUAAGCCACAUGUACCCACAAGUAAACAAGUGGUAUGUGACUCUAUGACUUAAAUUCAAUAAACAUUUAUCCUCAACUCUGACUUACAAGUAAUAUCCUUGCUUUAUAAUCCUUGCUGCAAUUGAUAGUCAAAUUUAAGGACUAAUGUUUAUUGAAUUUAGGCUUAUGUGGUUCCUGUGUUACCUUAAUCUCAAUCUGGCUGUAUCACAGAAGCAAGUCCACAAGCUAAGAGUGUGUGUAAAUGCUACAUUAAUACUCAUAAAUACCAAACUGAUAAAGUACUAAAAAUGAUAUUCCAUGCAUUUUUGAAGAUUAAAAAUGUAUUAAACUGUGUCAAGUAAAGUUUUUGUUAUUCUGAAUGUCAGUUUGCUUGCUUUCUUUGUAAUCAUUUCCUCAUCACUUCAACAUGAGCAGAUUUUACAGGAUAAUCUGAGAAGUGGUGCAGUUCAGCUACAGUUUCCUAAUUUUAUUGGCAACCAGCACUUUCCUUAGAAGUGGUGACUUUCACACUUUAAAGGAAGUUAAAAUAAAAGCUUUACGUAGUAUAUAUAAUGCUUUCAUAAACUUGACAUAAUGGCUUCAUGCAUACGCAAAUGUUGUGCUUCAUAAAGGGUGGCAAAACAUCUUCUUUUACAACAUUAUGCCAAAUGUGACAUAACCAACAAUAUCACCUGGCUAAUGGCUAAACAUUAUAAAGGGUGCGUAAAACCUGCUUAUGUAGGAUCCUAGGCUAACUGUGAUAUAACUCAUGAUGUCACUUGAUGUCAUGAAACAGUCCAAAUCAACCCGAGAGAAGUGAGUCCCCUUGAAUGCUGUUACAAUUUUACUAAAUAUACAGUAAAUUACACAUUUAACAAAUUAAACACAGUACGUAUACGCGCGCACACGCACGCACACAC